CAAACUCCAACAUAAAAAAUGUCGAAUCUUGGGCUGAACCAACGUUAUCACUUACUGUGCUUAGCCUUCGCGAUAAUCAUCAUUGACCGAAUCCACAUUGGGACUGCCAUCGAAUGUGGCACGGUAAAUUUAUUUCGUGAACUCAUCUCAGGUGGAAAUGAAGUGCUUCGAGACGAGUGGCCGUUUAUUGCGGCGCUGCAUUAUUCUGGCUCAUUAAAGUACUUCUGUGGCGGUACAAUAAUAUCCAACAAGCAUGUGCUCACAGCCGCCCAUUGCAUCCACGGGAAGUUUUCAAAUGUUAUUCUUUCGCCUGAUGAGUUGACGGUACGUCUUGGAGCUUACAAUCUUACAGCGACAAAUGAGUCUGGAGUUGUUAACAGAAAUGUUACUCAAAUUCAUGUACAUCCCGAUUGGAACGUACUCGAAGAGAAAUAUGACGCAGACAUUGCCAUUUUGGUUCUCAACGAAAAUGUUACAUUUUCAAGUCAAAUUCGUCCAGUUUGCGUGCCCAUGGAUGAUGAUACCAUUGAAGGAGAUAAAGGAACGGUGGUCGGCUGGGGUUUAACGGAAAAUGGAACUGCUGAAGGAAUUCCAAGACAAACCGACUCAAUGGCCUUGAAUGAUUCGUACUGUUACAGAGCCGAUAAUGUUAUUGCAAGGUACUCUUCGGAACGUUCGUUUUGCGGGGUGGGUAGCGGAACACCCAACAAAGGCGAUUCUGGCGGCGGUUAUUUUGUGAUCAUUGGCUCCGCUUGGGUUCAAUGUGGAAUUGUAUCAGUGGUUCGCACAAACACUAUCGGACAAGUUGCUAUUGGCUCAUUUGCCAUCUACACGAAGUUAACGUCCUUCACACGCUGGAUAAACGAAACUGUUAGACAAUCCGGAAGUUCGGUAAGCGAAGCAACAAUUAAAAUCAAUCUGCACUGCACUUAUCAGUGGAACAGUGAUGGGAUUUAUGGUUGCUGGCUGCUUGAUUUGAAUAUUCGAAAACCGAAUUUUCUGGCAAAUUCUGUCACCGGUUCUCAUAAACGUGAACAGAAGGAUAGGGAUGUUGAGCGGAUUGCAUUUGUGGGUGGUGUAAUGCAUUUUCUUCCUGAUAAUGUUGGACGUAUGUUCAAGAACCUAAAGUACCUCAGUGUAGAAAAGACGAGGUCAGUGUCGAUUGAUACCAAGCGCAUCUGUCGGUCAAAUUUCCAGAACUUAGAACAUUUGGAAGGCAUUCGAUUGUUGCAUAAUGUCAUUGAGGAAUUAGAUGAAGAUUCUCUGUGGGAUCUGCCGAAUUUACGAUCAAUUGAACUCAACAAUAAUAUGCUCAAAUUACUGCAUGCGUCUACAUUCAGCAGAAAUUCGAAACUGACGAAAGUGUUCGUUUACUCGAAUGUCUUAAAAGCGUUGCCGCCGACUUUAUUCGAAAACAAUUCCUUGCUGGAAGUGAUUGUCUUCAGUGGAAAUUCCAUUGAGACGAUAGCCGAUGGAAUUUUCGAUGCGAAUAUCAACCUGAAAAUAGUUUCUCUUGCAGUAAAUCGUUUGGAAUCGGUUGGCAGCAAUUUAUUUCGAAAUAACUCAGAAUUGGAAUCCGUCGAUUUCUCUAACAAUGCUCUCAAGACCAUUGACGAACAAACCUUUAGCACCAAUUUCAAACUUAGUGCACUUUUCCUCGCAUCAAAUGAGUUGGAAUCUAUUCCCCCACAGCUAUUGCAGAACAAAACGCUGAUGAAGGUAAUCAAUUUCGGAAAAAAUUUAUUGAAAUCCAUAGACGACCGAUUGUUCGAAACAAACAUAAGGCUCAGUGAGAUCUAUUUGUGGUCAAAUGAGCUGAAAGUUCUGCCCAGACAUUUAUUCCACAACAAUUCAGCAUUGGAAGUGGUCGAUCUUGGUAAGAAUCUCAUCGAGACAAUAGAUGAAACUCUCUUCGAAAACAACGCCCUACUUCGAAAAGUCUCUUUAGCGUCCAAUCGCUUAGAUGCAUUGCCCGGUCACUUGUUCCAACAUAAUUCACAUCUUGAAUUGGUAAAUGUUCGAGGCAAUUUCUUGGUGGAAAUGAACGAACACACUUUCGAAGCGAAUGAAAUGCUGAGAGAAGUCUAUUUGGAAGGAAAUUUUCUCCCAUUUCUACCCAUCGAAUUAUUCACAAAUAAUUCACGGCUAGAGAUCGUUGAUUUGGGCAAUAAUUCAUUGGAAGCAAUAGAUGAGCGAAUUUUCAACCAUAACCUGAAUCUCCGUCAGAUCUAUCUAUCGGACAAUAUAUUGGAUACCCUACCGACAAACCUGUUUGAACGAAUGGAGUAUCUGGAAAUCAUUGAUCUGUCCGCAAAUUUCAUUGAAACAAUUGACGGAAAUAUUUUCCGCACAAAUUUAGGACUCACGAAAAUCUCUUUCGAAGGAAACCGAUUGCAAUCGCUGCCGAGGAAAUUAUUCCGAAGAAACAAAUUGUUGCGACACAUCGACUUCCGCGGCAAUUCCUUGAAGGUUAUUGGAAUUGAUUUCACUAAAAUUAAGAGUGCUUUUCACAUCAAUCUCUACAAAAAUGUUUGCGUAGACGCCGUGUUUUACAAUGCUAACGAUUCGGCGACAUUUUUUCGCAACAAAUUUGAAAAUCUGACACAAUUUCAAGGCAUAAUCACAGCUAACUGUUCGUAUGCUAAAAAGCGUCCAUCAUCUGAUACCAUUUGGAUAGAAUAAGCCGCUUCAGUUGAUGAAGUGAAAAUGUUGGCAUUUGAAUCAUAAAUAAAGUUUUGAUAACAAAC
This is a messenger RNA of Bradysia coprophila, 2747 nucleotides long. RefSeq lists its product as uncharacterized. The record is from RefSeq and is a predicted model, not a curated record. Gene Ontology annotation, molecular function: serine-type endopeptidase activity; protein binding. Gene Ontology annotation, biological process: proteolysis. NCBI's taxonomy places the organism in Eukaryota, Metazoa, Arthropoda, Insecta, Diptera, Sciaridae.